Funneliformis mosseae is the source of this 870-nucleotide messenger RNA. The record is from the annotation of a GenBank genome assembly. Lineage: Eukaryota; Fungi; Glomeromycota; Glomeromycetes; Glomerales; Glomeraceae.
AUGACUUCCAAAUUUCAUGCUGAACUUUCGCAAGAACUUUUAUUGAUGCUAAAUAGCGCAGAUGACCAUAAUGUAGUUAUCCAAGUAGGAAAAGAUCAAAAUAUAAAAGAAUUUAGAGCACAUUCAAAUAUUUUGAGAGCUCGUUCUCCUUAUUUUAAAAGUGCAUUCUCAUCUGGAUGGGCUACAAAAAAUAAUAAUAUAAUCGAGUUCAAAAAACCGAACAUUAAUCCUAAAGUGUUCGAAAUGAUACUUAAUUACAUUUAUGCAGGCGAAGUAGAUUUAACUAAACAAUCCGUUGGAAAGGUUCAGAUUGAAUCGAAAAUUAUCAAGCCAAAGCUUGCUUCUAUCAUUAUUAACUGGAUGAAUAGGAAAGACGCCAAAGCUAUCCGUAGCAAAGAAGAUCUAUUAUACAAAUUUAACCUCAUUUAUCGUGGUAGCCGAGAUGGGAUCGAUAAUAAUUCAUUUAGAAGCAAUUAUAAUUCACAGGUUCCAACAUUGGUCUUAGUCAAGUGCCAAGGUUCGCAAAAAAUAUUUGGUGGUUAUUCUCCAAUCAAGUUUUACAAUUAUGAUUAUGGUGAUCAAUUUACUGGGUCUAUUGAUUGUUUUAUUUUUUCUUUUGAAAAUAAUGAAGAUACACAAAAUAUGAAAUUAAGUCGUGUUAAUUCUCAGUAUUAUAAUUAUGCUAUAUAUGAAUACUACGCUUAUGAUGAUAGUUAUGGAUUUAAUUUUGGUUGUGACUUUUAUACACAAGGUCAGUGUUUAUAUGUAAACAUGAAUACCGGUUAUUAUGAAAAUAAUGUAUUUAAUAAUAAUAAUGCUUACACAAUCGAGGAAAUUGAGGCCUUUAAUAUAACAAACACCAGAAAAUAA